Megalops cyprinoides (Indo-Pacific tarpon) is the source of this 3927-nucleotide messenger RNA. It is a transcript of the gene mon1a, whose product is annotated as MON1 secretory trafficking family member A. Gene Ontology annotation, biological process: vesicle-mediated transport; protein targeting to vacuole. The record is from RefSeq and is a predicted model, not a curated record. The transcript has 6 exons. The coding region runs from base 339 to 1943 and encodes 534 amino acids. Lineage: Eukaryota; Metazoa; Chordata; Actinopteri; Elopiformes; Megalopidae.
AUCAGCUCAAAAAUGCUGUCUCAUAACCGCAUCAUUGCAGCUGAAGUGGAAACAUAGCUAGCCAGUAAAUCCGUUGCAGAAAUGUAGAUUAGCUAGCUAGCAAGCUAAUGAUAAGAUCUGUGACUGGCACGGGACUCAAUCCAUUUGCCAGCAAACUUCACUACUCACAGAGUGGCGUUACAGUAACGGAGUUAACUAUCUUUCUAACUAACUGACACGACCAAACGUAGUCUAGCUCGCCAGGUUGUCAGAUUAGCCAGUUUGCAGUGUGGCUAGCCACCCGAGGGAGCCCGUUCAUCAAAAGUUUUUUGUGUUUAUAUGUGGAGCCUGCUGGAGUGAUGGAGGCAGAUGUGCACAACACAAAUGUGCCGGUGGAGAACGGCAGCCUUGCCCCCGUAGACCGCCUGCGCCAUGAGAGGUCUGACAGCCCAACGCCAGGUCUGGUGGAGGGUACGGAACCAGGGGCUGGACAGGACAGCGCCAUGUUCGUCCACGCGCAGUCAUUCGAGGACCUGACGGCGGAUGACGGUGAACAGGAGCAGGAGCUGGCAGAGGAGGGGACAGACGGGACCGUGGAAACGAAGGAACAGGAGUCGGGGGAGUCCAGGGAUGGAGGAGGGGAGAGCGGGGAGGCGCAGGACACGCAGGUGGAAGAGGAGCAGGAGGAUGAAGAGGCUCAGUCCAGCGGAGGCAGGGAUAAGGAGGAGGACGUGACCAGCGAGGCCUGGCGGAGGCACAGGAAGCACGUGUUCGUGCUAAGCGAGGCUGGGAAGCCCAUCUACUCCCGUUACGGCACAGAGGAGGCUCUCUCCAGCACCAUGGGUGUCAUGAUGGCACUGGUCUCCUUCGUUGAGGCGGAGAAGAAUGUUAUCCGCUCCAUCCACGCAGAGGACUACAAAGUGGUGUUCCUGCGUAAGAGUCCCCUGGUUCUUGUGGGCGUGUCUCGCACCCGGCAGUCAGAACGUGAGCUGACUCGCGAGCUCCUCUACAUCUACUACCAGAUCAUCAGCCUGCUCACGCUUACCCAGCUCAACCACAUCUUUCAGCACAAGCAGAACUACGACCUCCGCCGGCUGCUGGCCGGGUCCGAGCACCUGACAGACAACCUGCUGAGGCUGCUGGACCGGGACCCGGGGCUCCUCCUCAGCGCUGUCACCUGCCUGCCGCUGCCUAGCUCCUCACGCGACGUCAUUUCCUCCAGCCUGCAGGCUGCCAAGGCCAAGAGCCUGGUGUUCUCCAUCCUGCUGGCGGGGAACCGCCUGGUGACGCUGGUGCGGAAGAAGGACCAGUUCCUGCAUCACAUGGACCUCCACCUGCUCUUCAACCUGGUGGGCUCCUCCUCCUCCUUCCGCGAGGGCGAGGGCUGGACGCCCAUCUGCCUGCCCAAGUUCAACACCGCCGGCUUCUUCCACGCUCACAUCUCCUACCUGGAGCCCGCCUCUGACCUCUGCCUUAUCCUGGUCUCCACCGACCGGGAAGACUUCUUCAACCUGUCCGACUGCAAGCGCCGCUUCCUGGAGCGUCUCCGCCGGCGCAGUGCUUAUCAAGCCCUGCAGGAGGCGCUGCGGACCCCCAGCUACUCCGUGUCCCAGGUGGGCAUUGCUGAGCUGCGGCACUUUGUGUACAAGUCCAAGAGCUCUGGGCUGUAUACCAGCCCAGAGAUCCCGAUACCCUACCAGUCUGAGGAGGAGCAGGAGAGGCUCAUGGGAUUGUACCAGUACCUGCACAGUUGCAUGCAUCACCCAACACGCCCGCUGCGCUCCAUCUAUCGCUGUGGAGAGAGGGAGAACCUGCUGGCCUGGGUUACCAGUGGCUUCGAGCUCUACCUCUGUUUCAGCCCCUUGGGGACCAAGGAACAGGCGAUGGCCGCCGUCAGUAAGCUGCUGAAGUGGAUCAGGAAGGAGGAGGACCGUCUCUUCAUUCUCAGUCCGCAGACAUACUGAUGCCCCCCCCCCGUCUCCCUUCCUGCUCUUAGGAAACACCCAGGCUGUGAAGCACGACAUCUGCAGAGCAGGCCGCAAAAAACUCACACCUGAGCUAAACUCAUCAGAGCACUGUUAUUCAAAACCAGAGCUGAGAGCCAAUCAAAACCUCAACCCCUUCUACCUGCAGCUCAUUGAACACUUACUGAUCCCGAUCGAGCUCACUGAUCUUAUUGGUCAGAGGGCUUUCUGUGUUAAUUCCAAUUUGGCUCAUCCUCACCGUAGACAUGGGCUGCAGCCUAUUAUUAGUGGCUGAGUGGAGCGUUUACAUUGAACCUGCUCCUAGGGUAGUAGUGAUCCAUCUCAGCUUCUGCGGUCAUCAGGGUUUAAGCAAUGAGGGUAAAGUUUUACAGAAACUGAAUUUUAACUGAAUGGAAAGAACUGUGGCAGUGUGUCACUCCUUAGAUACACUGCUGGAACCACAAGCAGAACACACAGCAUUGCACUGUGUGAUUAACGCACUCAUCACAAGAAAGCUUCAUAGAUUGUCCAAUAGGGACGAGAAAUUCAGAUGUUACUGACGCUUCAGUGUAAGUUGGAAUGACCCUAACAAAGAUAAUAAUGUUAAAAUGACCCAUAAUGCCUAGUAUUUGAAUUUUUGUUGAAGUACUGAACAAGCAGACCUGUCACUGUAAGGAGUUACCAUCUAAACAUAUCAGAUACAACCUCUCGGUUUUUUGGCUUAAAGUAAGCAAAUGGGCACUCAAAAUGACACAGUCAGUGUGUCUCAGUUUUAAAGGAAAUCAUACUGCCAUAUAAGCACAUUCACCACAGAGUAAAGAUUUUAAAAUAACACAAGUAAGGGUCCUACAUAAAACUUGCACAGUGCCGCCAAGAACUGCAUAACACCUUUGUAAUCAAUGCAUAAAUAUUAAUAAACGAGAGUUACCAUAUACUCUUAUAGGGUGUACAGUGUCACCAUUCACAGUCUAAGUGGCAUUAUUCCAACAUACUAGAUCAGAAUGUCAUGUGAAAUGGAUGGUGACAUAGCCCACCCUAUGUCAGCUGGAUGUUGGUUGACAGUUUUUAUGAACGCAACAAAAGUGUUAGGUAGUGUUUAGGAAUGCUUAUUGUAGCUAUUAUGUAACACCUUCCAGGUGUUACCAGUUUAAAACAUAAGACAGGAAAUAAAUUUGGAAGGCAAAGUAGUUUGUGUAGCGUCAUGCUCCAAAGAAUGUAGCUAGGUAUUUAAUGACAAAAACUGGGAAUCUCUCCUUUUGCAGUGACCUUUAACUGUGAUGGAGUCUUUACUUUUAAAUGGUUCCUUUUAUUUUGUUCUGCCUUCUCAGACAUUCUUAAACAUGUUUUAAAUGUGCCUGUUCAUUCCAAUCUUUGUUUUCUUUUGUACUUUUAGAACAGAAAUGGUGAAAUGUUGCCCUGUUUCUCAUUUCCAAUGAUGUAUUUGUCUUUUUUGAUUUUUCUUUGUUGCUGCGAGUGCCUGCCUCAUUGUCAUGAAAAUCUAUGUUGGGGUUUACUGGGACCCUUCAAACUUUGCACAUACGUGUCUCCAUCAUGGGCUCAUCCACUGAUGAUGGAAAUGAUGCACAUGAGCAAGUUUAUUUAUUAUAGAUUUUUUUUUCCCUCUUCAGAUGCACCUUAGCAGAACAGACCAAUAACUAAUCUGAUUUUUUAUUACUGUUAACAUGAUUAUGAAAUUUACAUGAAUAUUCACAUCAAUCAACAGCCCUUUGUUUUCUUACCUAUUUUGAGUCAAACGGGUUGUUUUGUGAAGGGCAUCAAAGUAACAGAUGGGUACUUUUUCUUUCUUUGGUUAUUUUUCCAGCUUUGUUGCCCCUUCCCCUCCUAGCCUGCAUCACCCCAGCAGUGCUGUCAGACAGGGAUUUGUGACUGUGGCAGCUUGUGUCACUGAGGUUGUGAUAACCGUGUGCCAGAUGACUCGUGACUGCAGUUUGUGGCACAAAGCUCUUAAGUAUGCUGACAAUUC